CUCACGCUCAUUGCCAUGGGCUGGUGUGAUUGGGCGAGGCGAACGAUAAUAAUUGAGAGAGAGAUAUACAGAACUAAUUAUCGGGAGGCCUGGAUCAUGGCUGUAGAAGGAUCAGCAUCAACUAAUGGAAAAGUCAUAUUUGUUACUGGAGGGUACGAUCAUACCAUAAAAAUAUGGCAAGCUCACACGGGAGUUUGUCAACGCACCCUUCAACAUCCUGUUUCGCAAAUUAACGCUCUCGAUAUAACCCCUGACAAGAACGUCAUAGCAGCAGCAGGGUAUCAAAACAUUUUUAUGCACGAUUUAGCGUCAAGUAAUCCAAACACCGUUCUAAAUUAUGACGGAGCUUCCAAGAACGUAACCAGUCUCGGUUUUCAGGAAGAAGGUAAAUGGAUGUACACAGGAAGUGAAGACUGCUCAGCCAGAAUCUGGGAUCUCAGGUCAAGCACUUUUCACGUGCAACGAAUAUUUCAAGUUUCUGCUCCAGUGAAUUGUGUUUGCCUUCAUCCAAAUCAGGCAGAACUCAUUGUUGGAGAUCAAAGUGGAAUAAUACAUUUGUGGGAUCUUCGUUCAGAUCAUAAUGAGCAAUUGAUACCUGAAGCAGAAGCAUCCAUUCAAGAUAUAGCUAUUGACCCUGAUGGUACUUACAUGGCAGCAGUCAAUAACAAGGGCCACUGUUACGUAUGGGCAUUAACCGGAGGAAUCGGCGAAGAACCCACUAGGCUCAAUCCUCGUCACAAACUUUCGGCGCAUAAACGUUAUGCUCUCCGUUGCAAAUUCAGUCCAGAUUCCACACUUCUGACAACUACAUCAGCCGACCAAACCGCCAGAGUGUGGAAAACUACCGAUUUCUCAGAGAUGCAAGUGCUAAAGCACGAGGCCAAACGCUGGGUGUGGGAUGCUGCUUUCAGCGCUGAUUCUCAAUAUAUAUUCACGGCAUCGUCGGACGGUGUCGCCAGGUUAUGGAAUGUAUCGACAGGUAUCGUUGAAAGGGAAUAUCAGGGACAUCAGAAAGCAGUCACGGCUCUGGCUUUUCGAGACCAAAUUUUACCUUCUUCAUGAACGAGUUGAUUUGGGUUCAACUUAAAUCAACGAACAUAACCACCGGCACAUUCGGUUGAUCGGUCAUUGUACUUUAUUAUCAUUUCAUAAUUAAGCUAUUUACAUGAACGCUCGAGCGGGUAAUACUUUGAACAGGCUGGAUCUCAUGUACAUAAUGUAUUCAUUCCGCUAAUCGUAAUAACGAUAAUAACAAUAAUUAUUUUAAGAAUCA
Messenger RNA from Venturia canescens, 1273 nucleotides. RefSeq names its product MTOR associated protein, LST8 (gene Lst8). Gene Ontology annotation, molecular function: protein binding. Gene Ontology annotation, biological process: regulation of actin cytoskeleton organization; TOR signaling. Gene Ontology annotation, cellular component: TORC1 complex; TORC2 complex. The record is from RefSeq and is a predicted model, not a curated record. The coding region runs from base 16 to 1062 and encodes 348 amino acids. The transcript has 8 exons. Lineage: Eukaryota; Metazoa; Arthropoda; Insecta; Hymenoptera; Ichneumonidae.